CUCGGGGUGUCCGAGCAGCUGCCUGAAUGAAACUCUGAUCGACGCCACUAGUGACAGUCCAGUGGAAACACAUCCCUGCAACCUCUCUCUGCACGAUCACUCCUGGCGUGCAAACCUUCUACACUUUCAAUCAGCGCUGUGUGUGCUGGCCUGAGCGAGCAUGGAUCCCAGGAAGCUGGUGGAGCUGAAGUCUUUCGUGAAGCUGUGCGAGUCCAACCCGCAGAUCCUGCACCUGCCGGAGAUGAGCUUCCUAAGGACCUGGCUGCACGACAUGGGUGCCACGAUCCCUCCCCCAGCCAACACAAAGGAAUCCUGCCAGGGCGGCUGUCCUUGUGGGCCGGCCCCGAAAGCAGCAGCAGCAGCGCCGCCGCCGCCUGAGCCCGAGCCUCCGGCCCCGUCAGAGAGCGAGGAGAGUGAACUAGAAAUCGAGCAAGACGGAGUGAUCGAACCAGACGACGACGAGCCCCAGGACAUGGGUGGAUCUGAAGACACUGAGAUCACAGAUGAGAUGAUGGACCAGGCCAACGAGAAGAAGGUUGAAGCCAUUGACGCUCUUGGAGAAGGUGAUCUGCAGAAAGCCCUGGAUCUUUUCACUGAAGCCAUCAAGCUGAACCCCCGUGUUGCCGUCCUUUACGCCAAGAGGGCGAGUGUGUUCAUAAAGAUGCAGAAGCCCAACGCAGCCAUUAGAGACUGUGACAGAGCCAUCAGCAUCAACCCAGACUCUGCACAGCCCUACAAGUGGAGGGGAAAGGCUCACAGGCUCCUCGGCCACUGGGAGGAAGCCACCCGGGAUCUUGCCACAGCCUGUAAACUGGACUACGACGAGGACGCCAGUGCGAUGCUGAAGGAGGUCCAGCCAAAGGCCAACAAAAUCUCAGAGCACAGACGCAAAUAUGAGCGGAAGAGGGAAGAGAGAGAGCUCAGGGAGAAGCAGGAGCGACUAAAGAAAGCCAGAGAGGAGCACGCACGCGCUCAGAGGGCAAAGGAAGCGCGAGGGUUUGGAGGAGGAUUCUUCCCAGGCCCUGCUGGAUUCCCGGGCGGAGCUCCUCCCGGCAUGCCCGGUCUCGGAGAUCUCUUCAAGGAUCCUGAGCUGCUCAAUGCCAUGAAGGAUCCCGAGGUGAUGGCUGCUUUCCAGGAUGUGGCACAGAACCCUGCCAACAUCUCCAAGUAUCAGAACAAUCCCAAAGUCAUGGCCCUCGUCACCAAGCUGAGUGCUAAAUUUGGAGCUUCCCCGCAACCGUAGAGAGGAAGAGACCAAAAACUGAAUGGAUAUGUGAAGCAGUUUAGACUGAGAUUUUCAACUAUUAUUCACUGUGUAGUUCAAAUGGGGGGGGGUGGGUGAUGGGUGACUGAUGUAAAUGUGGGCUAUUUUUCUUUUUAUGUCCUUAAUCAGCCUGUUAACAUUUAAACAAAGCAAUCCGAUUGUUAGGAGUCAGGUCUGGUGCUGAGGCGACCCCUUCAGCUCAUCUCAGCUGCGACUGCACUGGACCACAGGGGGGACUUCACAAUCCACUGAAGGUUCCUGCAUUAAAACGCUAACAUCGCUGUAACCAUUGGAUACCAGAAAAGACUUCUGGUUUUCACUCUGUGAAGAGUCGAACACGUGGGUGUUUGGCACAUUUUGUUAUCAGAUAUGUUACAUUUACAGAAAAAGUCCUUAUUUGAUGUUUGACCCUGAUGGAAAAAUAAUUCACAAUAAAAUCUGAUGCAAAACUGA
Molecule: messenger RNA, 1717 nt
Organism: Cololabis saira (Pacific saury)
Lineage: Eukaryota; Metazoa; Chordata; Actinopteri; Beloniformes; Belonidae
Gene: st13
Product: ST13 Hsp70 interacting protein
Exons: 13
Coding region: 161-1243 (360 amino acids)
Molecular function (GO): protein dimerization activity; Hsp70 protein binding
Source: RefSeq, a predicted model, not a curated record